Molecule: messenger RNA, 570 nt
Organism: Haliotis rubra (blacklip abalone)
Lineage: Eukaryota; Metazoa; Mollusca; Gastropoda; Lepetellida; Haliotidae
Product: GTP-binding protein Di-Ras1-like
Exons: 1
Coding region: 1-570 (189 amino acids)
Molecular function (GO): GTPase activity; GTP binding
Source: RefSeq, a predicted model, not a curated record
AUGGCAGCUAUAAGAGGCAGAUUUAUAAACAUUGUUCGCUCCUUCUCAAUGUCCCUGACGGGGAGAAGGGAGCGUCCUGGAUCAAAGGAGUGUCGUCUUCUAGCAUGUGGCCCAAGAGAUGUAACUGAAGCCCUCAAGCAAACCUUCCAGACAGAAACAGACAUGGCAUCAGCGUCACUGAACACCCUCAGCAUGAGCAGACUUCAGGGCCUGGUAGCUGGGAUAAAUCGACUUUCUGUGAUCAUGAGUGAUGCUUUUAUCCUCGUCUUCUACAUGGACGAUGAAGACUGCUUCCAGACCAUCUCAGCAUUCAGAGAACGUAUAAUUGAACUGAAGGGAGAGGACGUGCCAUUACUGGUUGUUGGCUACAACCGAGCCACGUCUUCUCCACGGAUCAUGGGUCCAGAGACCGCAGACUGCCUUGUUACAAUCGAGUGGGGUUUGAGCUACAAGGAAGCAUCCGCCGGCAAUCCAGGAGAUCUGAAAGAGGUGUUAAAAGAGAUGUUCAAUAUUAUCGGAGCUAAGCAGUCAAUGCAAAGGGCAGCAGACCGCAGAAUGACCAGUGUCUGA